AUGGGCCGCUACAUACACAGCUGGAUUCAGGACCUCUUCCACGGCCUCACGUUCCGCUGUCCUGAUGGGACUGAAUGGGACAUUGAAGAAAAGAUUAGCGAGAAGUCCCAUGUGGACAGCAUAGGCUUGGGAGAAGCCCAGGCAGUCUAUCACUGCUGCCAGAGCCUGGGUCCGUCAGUCGGCCUGGAAGCCAUCGUCAAAAUUCGAAUGCAGGUACCGGCUGUAUACCCAGCAAGUUUCGACCCAGAAGUCCGGGCGCGGGAAGCCCAUGGCUGGCUUGGAUCUGCAACAGCGAACGAAAUAUCUACCAUGAAAUAUCUCAAUAAACAUGGCUGCAGUGUUGUCCCUCGCCUACUAAACCUAGCAAUCCUAAGUCAGACUACAGAUGACAUGCCAGUGCCAACCGGUUAUAUGGUGAUGCUAGUAAUAGAGAAGUGCCCUGGAGUCACACUAGUUGACUUUGAAAAAUACAGCGAGGAGAAGAAGGAGAAAAUUCGACGGACAUUCCGUAGGGAUUUCACGAAAUUACUGCAAUAUCACACCUAUACUGCAGAUGCAAACGCUUCGAAUAUCAUUUAUGACGAAAAGGAGGAUAGAUGCUGGUUCAUCGACCACGAGCAUACGUUUAUCCGCGAGCAAGAAAAUAUGGAAUUCUCGGAAUACGAUUACCAGGAAUGGGGACUGGAGCCGUGGCCGUAUAGCCCUGAGAGGAAGCACGAAAUAGACCAAGCAUUCUUUAAGCAGGUCGAGGAAAAGGAGGCCCGAGAAAAAGAGGCCCAAGAAAAGGAGGCCCAGGUAAAGGAGGCCCAGGAAGAGGCUGAUCGGUAG
Arthroderma uncinatum is the source of this 828-nucleotide messenger RNA. RefSeq lists its product as uncharacterized. Lineage: Eukaryota; Fungi; Ascomycota; Eurotiomycetes; Onygenales; Arthrodermataceae. The coding region runs from base 1 to 828 and encodes 275 amino acids. The transcript is spliced from 4 exons. The record is from RefSeq and is a predicted model, not a curated record.